AUGAGGUCAACAUAAAGCGGAGAGUGGCGGAUACGUCUUUUUUUUGCUUUAUAGGGUUUCGUAGAGGACUUUAUUUUGUUUUUCUCCUUUAUUUGUUGUUUGCGACUAGUUAACAGCCAUAAAUAUCAAUAAUUCAGCUUCCAGGAUACGUCGGUCAAGAUGCCGCGAUAUGGAAGUAAGACGUAUGGCAAGACGCGGCAAACAUCAUCAAACACCAACUUCGACGAAGCUUAUGAUGGCACAAGACGUCCUGUGACACGCUCAACACCUACCAAGAUGGUUUCUGGCCGCUCUACCCGCAGCUCCACAACCAAUAGAAACGGAGAAGCGCUAUCUCCAGCCAAAAGGCGACGGGGAGAUAUGGAUCCAUUCAGUUUCAGCAGCGAUGAGGACUUAUCACCGCGGAAACGAACUCCAGUAAAGAAGGACAGUGAGAGAAAUGUUGGUGCCAGUUUGAAAAUGGAAUCAAAUAGUGAUGCAGGAAAUUCUGUAGGUGAAGUAAGUAAUAAACCUAGGACUAAUCAGGAGUUAGAUACCAAUGUUAAACGAUCCAGACAAGCUUCAAGUUCUAGUAAUGAAGGUGAUUUCGGUCCUUUACCAAAAAAGCAAGAAUCUAUUCUCAAAUUUACAAAACGACGGGUUAUGAAUGGACCAGAGGAGGAAUCAGAUGUGGUUUUAAAAAAUGAUACCACAACAGAAACUAAUAAAACAGAAGAAAUCUUUGAUAUAAAAGGAAUCAAUGAGGAAUCUCUUGAAGAAAGUAAACCGGAAAAAAAGAGUAAAAUUGAGGAGGAAAGAGAAAUGAGAGAACAGCAAGAUGCUGAUUUCUGGAAUCGCAUUCUUGAUUUAGAUACAGAUGAAAAAUCUGGCAAAUCAAAGAACAAAAGUGACAAUAAGAAUGCUACAAACAAUGAGGUCCCAAAAUCAAAAGCUUGGCAAGUAAAUGAUUGCCAAGAACCGUCAACAAGUAGUAAUGUUACCCAGUUUCUUCCUCCAUCACCGAAAAAGUUUGACCAUACAUAUAGCCGUGAUGUCAAAAUAAAAGGUCAAAUGUCACCUACAGAUCAUACAUAUAGCAAGGAGAAAGUAAAGCCGUCUAGUAGCUGUGGAGCACUGGUGUCGUCUGUUGAGAUUGAUUCCAGCCAAUCAUCAAAAUACACGAACGCGGCUUCCCAAUCAAGUUUAUCGUCCCAAAAAAGCAGUGAGAUGCAAUUAUCCAGCUCACAGUCUAGCAAUAGUGUUGUUGAUGAGUUUGAUUUUGAUGCUGAUACCGGUUCAUCACAGGAAUCAAUGAAUCCUGCUAUAUCCAAGAUUUUAUCUAAAGGCAAGAAACCUGGCAUCAAGUUUUUUGCACCAAAAUCCAAAAAGAUUUUUAACAAUAGUCCUAAAAAGUCUCCUGCUAAAAUCCGAUACAAUGCAAGAUCCUGGCAGAAGGACCUUAGUCAUAAUGACGACUCUGGUGAGUCUGCCUCAACAGCUGACGAGAGGACGAUUCAAAGCCGACCAAGUAGCAGUGGACAGAUGAAGCGGCCCGCUGCAAUGUCGGUCAGAUCCACAGAAAAGAUGAACCAGGCAGUGGGCGGAAUUACCAAGCAGGUGAUAUACCCGACCAGGCUGAACCAUUCCAUUGUUACCUCGUUGAAGUGCCACCGCGAGGAAAAGGAGUUAUACACUGUGGUAAGGAAUGUAAAGCAAGCCCAUCAGUGCCAGGAGUCUGGAGAAAGUCAACAGUUUUUUGAUGAUAUUGAGUAUCUGCUGGAUGGACUCAGUAACUUAGAACCAACACCAGUGAGGUGUCUCAGUAUAAUAAGCCUAGCCAGCAAGUGUUCUGCACCCUCUUUCCGUGUUCAUCUCCGUGCACAUGGCACCAUUUCGAAACUGUUCCGUGAACUUUACGAUGCAGAAAGUGAUCCUAGCUUGGCUGUAAGUACUGCAUUUCUGAUGUACAUGUUGAGUCGGGAUCGUCUUAACAUGGAUUACAAUCGCCAGAUUAUUGGUCUCCUGAUGAAACUGUUGACCUACGCCCCUGUGGAUAUGACCUCUGACACGCCUGUGGUUCAAGAAUUCAAAAAGACUUUGGAGAAGGUGAAAGAUAUUUUGGAGAAGAUUCCAGACACAAAUGCAGUCAAGCGUGAUGUUGAGAUUGGCAAGAUUUCAACAAACUACCUUGCUAUGGAGUGCCUUUUGUCCUUGACUUCUCGAAAAGCAACCGACUGGCUGAAGGAAGAACUACGCAAACUAGGAGGAUUAGAUUUUGUAGUCGAUACAGUUUUUGAGCAAGUAUCAUUGCUAGGUGGAUCUACAACAUUCAGCGAUUCUCAGAUCUCAAGCCUCAAGCAAAUUGAACGAUGUCAGAGAGUUUUAGAAAAUUCAACGUUUUUAAAUACAGUGAAUCAGGAAUACCUCAUUAAUUACAACCACUGCGGCCUCAUUAAUGAUCUAGCUAAGGCAUUGAAAGUAUGCGAGGGAUACAUUGAAGAAUGCAGUUCAGAAGAAAGCAUCUUAGAAAUUGGACAAGAGGACACGAAAGGAUUCAUAGUGAGGAAAUGCUUGCUGAGUAUUCUACGAGUACUACUCAAUCUCACACAUGACAGUGAAUGGGGAUGUAUCAAAGUGGGUGGACAGGAGGGUAUGAUAAAGACCAUUCUCCUUUGUGUCAUGCAGAUCCCGCAACAUAUUCCAGCUGAUCAGCGAUUUGACCUCCUCUUGUUAGGUCUGGGCCUUUUGAUCAACUUAAUGGAACACAGUCCAGGCAAUUGUAAAACUCUUAUCAAAAUUGAAACAAAAUUCUCCUAUGAUUCUAAACCUCAAGAACAUAGCAACUUUGACUUGGAGGGUGAGGCCAGUGUUCUGCAAGCACUUACUCAGAUGUUCUUGCAACGUGAGAAGGCAGCCAAGUUGGCUGAGACAAUGCCAGAGUCUCCAACGGCACAGUCCAAGCAGGAUGGAGAAUGGAAAGAAUCUCAAGACGGCAUGGAAUGGAUCACUAUCGAAACAGAAGAGGGACAGGAAUUGAGUGCUGACAGCCAGAAAGAGAUCAAGAAAACUAUCAAUAAAGCUCUAAAGAAAGCAGGGAAACACAUGGAGGAUAGUAUUGUAGCUUCGUACUGUGCUCUUUUACUAGGAUGCCUACUCAGAAACAACCAGUCAAAUGUUAGAAAUGUACGUGAUAUCCUACCAAACAAUGACUUUGCCUGUAUGGUUGACAUGCUCAAAGGCUUUCUGGAGUUCAUGGAAAUGACAAAUGCAGUUGGAAGUUCUGGAGGUAAAUCAAUAUCGAAAAUCAUUGAAGUUUUUGAAUUGCUUUAAGAUUGAGAGAAUUUUUGGAUUACAAGUUUGUAAAUUGUACAGAUAAGAUUUUCUAAGACAAAAACAACGUAUGUAAGUGUAUCUGAUGUAGAUAGUUGCACUGUUGAUAUCAUUGUCAGUAUUGUUUAUGUUCUAAGGUGACAGAUAUUAGUAAACAGUGCUAUUUACGUGUUGCCAGUAAUUCACUCAAUGCAAACUUCAUUAUUUCUUAUCAUGUGUUCGCUAAUACUAUCAAAUUAUUUUACCAUUUGUAACAUGAGUUUCCAUUGGAGUUUAUUUUUUAUCUUUAUAUUUGAAAACGGUAAAAUUUGAAGUUGUGAGUGAUAUGGCUUCACAAGGCAUUUGAUAUUUUUAUUACCCACAUUUGUUGCUAGGUGCUCGCAGUGUUUUAAGGUAAUCCUGUAACUUAGUACCAAGUUCAUGCAGAAAAUCUACAUCUGAAUCAUUUUUUUAAAGAAACUCUAUGGCCCAUGAUAAAAUUGUUUCACCUAGUUCAUUCAACUUAGAAGUAUAAUUAGAAUUGGUCAUAAAACAAAACAUCAGCAGAUUAUUUUUAGUACUUGAAUUGUGUGUGUAUAUUUUCAAUAAGUAAUUUAUGAGUUUCAAUUUAAUAGCUGUGAUGUCAGAUUAAACCCCAGUAUUCUUUGAUGGAACGUAGUAGUAUUCAGUGAUAUUGUAGUUGUUGAAAUCCAUUGGGUCCGCUGAUAAGUUCCACAUAAGAGGCAUGAAACAGACCUUGAAGAGUGUAAUGCAAAUCAUAGUAAUUAAAUACUUUAAACAUAAUUUGUUCAUCUUGUGUACGAAGCUAUUAUUCAUUAUAACAAUACAGGAGUGCUAGCUAGGCAAGACACAAUUGCGUAAAUGUGUAUUUACACCUCAAAUACAGUUAGUGUGGUAUUAUUUGCACUUUUUACUCUAUUCUAUAUAUUUUUCAUGCAUUUAUUAUGGCCAUUUUGAAGGCAAACACUGUCCUGUGAAAAUUCUAUUUUUUAAGAAUUGAAUUCUUUUGAUUAAUCACUCUACUAGCCUAUUACAUUUAUACAAACCUGGAUGAAGCAACUAUAACCCUAGUUUUUUUUUUGUUUUUUUUUUUAGUGAAACUUACAUUUUGAAAAUGAAUGGAAUUGUCCAUUCAAGCCUAUUAUAGAUUACUAUAUAUGCUCUUUGCUAUUAAGGAUGAUUCCAUUUAGUGGUAAGUUCCACUAUGGAAACUUGGCUCUGGUCAGUACAGGUAGAAAUAUCUCACUAAAUGACUAUCAACAUUACAGCUCAACUGGUUUGUGUACUCAAGUAAUAAAACUGAAUUCAUGUAAUUUAAAAGAUGAGAGGUAGUGAAAUUGACUCGGUUUACCCUUCAGUUUCUGGUAUGUAAAAAAUGUUGAAAUUUUUUCAAUCAUCUGGGGAGGAUGCAGUCGGUGGGGGUGUGUGAGAAUCGACACCCCUCAGCCACACCAUUGUUGGGACUGAGGUGAGCAAAUUUUGAGAACAUGGACCUCUAGUUGCCCGGAAAUUGCACUCUCAUACUUUGAAAAUCGGUAUUAGGCCUAUGUUCAUAUCAACAAUACAAGAAUUAUAUUUCUUGAUGCAAUUUAUGGGUGUGCGACCGCACCGUCUGCACCCCCAUGCAUCCGCCCCAGAUCAUUUAAUUGUGAAGAAAAAUAUGAGCAAAAUACCAAUGAUAUUUUAUGUGAUUGUCCUGUGUCAAUUUAUUUUCAUUUGUUUUUUUUUUGGUUAUUUUAUUAUUAAUAAUGUUUGUAUUAUUGUAUCAUAUUUAUGAUGUCUCUUUUAUUUAUACUGAUAUAAUUUUAUUGGUUGUCUGGUUUCUUAGCAACGAGAAUUAAAUUGAAUUUUGACAACAAAAUCUCUAAUAAUAAAAUGGAGAUUGUGGAAUAUAUAAUGAUGUUGAUGAUUUCUGUACAGAAAUUGUACAUUUGAAGAGAAUCCCUUUAGUUUUUCUUUGGAUAAGCCCUGUAUGACUAUUAUGCGAAAUUAUAUAUAUAUAUAAAACAAUAGUUUUUAUUUUAAUUAUUCUUCUUCAAGUUUAUUAGAAUAGUUGUUAUCAAUUCAGUAUAACUUGAUCAUCAAAUCAUGUUUAUUUGAAUUUUGUCAUGAUUGUGGAAUUUUCAAGAUUUGGUUGUGGCAUUUUUUGCAUGUCGUAUAUUGUUUUGGAGCACUGUUUCCAUAUGGGACACUAUAUAAGUCAAAAAUAAUUGUUAGUAUUAAUAGUAGUAUUUUGUAACUAUGUCACUAAAUUUCUAAUUGAUUAGUGAAAAAUAAAUGAAAUAUUAUAUUUUGGAUGUUCUAAACAAAUUAAAUAAAAUGUUAAAUUGGAAGCUUUUAUAGUAAUUCGUCGCUCAUACAAUGUUCCGUCAUUUUGUACAGUUAAGUCAUAAAUGCCAAUUCCUAUGUUGUAAAUAUUAUGUAUAUAUAUCAUCCUUUUGUUUGAUCUGUUAAAACAGAAAACAUAGAAAAUUAUGGGAUGUACUGAGAUGGGAAAUCUUCUCCAUCGCUGUAUUGACAUUUCCUGGUUACUGUUUUUCCAGAUAAAAUGCCCAUACAAUCGAUUUAGGUUUUCAAACAUUAAUUUCUCUUUUUCUGUGCACUUUGCUGUUGUUGUUAAUAUUGUACAUUAACAUACAAGUGUUGAUUUUCGUUGUAUGUACCUACUGUUUGAUUAAUUAUUGAUCUUCUCAAAUAGUGAUUGAAUGAUUGGUUUAAAAUGGAAUAGAACGCGACAAUUUUUACAUACACCACUCGUUAGAGGUUAAAAAUGAUUAAGAGUUAAUAACUGAAUUUUUUUAUUCUCAUUAAUCUACUCUUACUGAGCAAAGCAAAACAAUGGCCACAGGAAGGUUGCCAUGGAAUGCAAUGAUGUUGUACUUGAACGUUAAAUAGAUUUUCGAAAUGGAUUUUUUUUUUGUCCUGUAUAUAAUAAUGGACUUUUCCGCUAAAAUCACCGCCCUUUGAUAUUUUACGUAAGGUCCUACAAACGACUGUGUAAAAGUGUACGCGCACACAUGCGUUUGUGGGACAACACGUGUGUUUGUUGCACAUGCGCAAAUUCCUGGCCCUGUUCUGAUUGGUCAGUUGUUACAUUUGAUUGACACUCUGGAAAGGUCAGUUAUAAGUACUUUACUAAGUUUAGGGUCGAACAAUGAAAACAACUUGUAAUGUAGGUAUUUUCACACAUAAUGUAGAUAUGAUGAUAUAGUUGAAAACAGGUGAAUCUCGGUUGGUCGCUGAUGUUAACUCAACUUUGAAUAAAAAGUGGCAUCUUUUUUUUUUGCCCUGGAUUACCCUGUGCAAACGUA
Anneissia japonica is the source of this 6620-nucleotide messenger RNA. RefSeq names its product wings apart-like protein homolog. Gene Ontology annotation, biological process: regulation of chromosome condensation. NCBI's taxonomy places the organism in Eukaryota, Metazoa, Echinodermata, Crinoidea, Comatulida, Comatulidae. The record is from RefSeq and is a predicted model, not a curated record. The coding region runs from base 160 to 3309 and encodes 1049 amino acids. The transcript has 16 exons.